GCCCGAGGGGUGGAUACACCGGCAACGAUUGCGAAACGAUGAAGGCUGGUCUCCGGCGUGGAUUGAGAACAGUGGCGAGGACGGAUUGGAUUUGCGGGAAGACGAUUUCUCGUUCAGUCUCAUCUCAUUACAUCCGCUCACCCCAAUCCGCUAGCACCCCCCACCUCUGCUGGACUGAGCGGAAGCGCUAGGGGGUCUACAUGAUAACCUUUUGCGCUUGCUGGAUUGAGGGUGUUUUCUAGUUCCAGCUGCUGGUGUGGGUCUUUAAAGAAAAUUUGUUUCAACUGCUCUCGUAGCUGGGGGGCGGGGAGAGCAAGCGAGAUAAGUUCGAAACAGACAUCAGCAGCGAGGGGUGUGGAUACUUGGGGAGAGAGUUCUGGUGGGGGAAUUCGGUGGUUGGGAAUGCUUUGGUCGCGAGACGAGCUUUGGAAUUCCGGAAGUGGUGCUGGACCGGAGUUGAUUGUCGCUGCCGUGGUUGGGUCAUUGCGGGAGGAUUAAUUUGAGUUGGGCGUGUGGCAGCUGUGUCGUGUUUUUUUUUGGUUUCGCUGUGGACUGGUCGCAGCUUUGUGACUGUCCUCAUGCACCUCGUUUCCGGAGAAUUGGUGUGAGUUUCGAGGUUUUGGCGAGGUUUUUCCCAAGUGCGCAUUGAGGGACUGUUGCCGCGGUAGCACUUGGGAAUCUCGACUAAGCCCCCCUCCCCCUUGCGCGAAUAGAAUGGCUCCAAGGACCGGAAAAGCUAAAGUCGGGAAGGUUAAGGGAGAGAAGAAGAAGAGGGAGGAAAAAAUUCUUCCAGCUGUAUUGGACUUUCAGAUAGUGCUUCCUGAUGAAAAUCAAGUCACAUUGAAGGCAAUCUCGACAGAUCGCCUUCUUGAUGUACGACGGUUGCUCGCAGUGAACGUAGAAACCUGCCACCUUACUAAUUAUUCUUUCACGCAUGAGGUCCGAGGAGAUAAAUUGCGAGACUCAUUUGAGGUCACCGCACUAAAGCCAUGUGUUCUCACCAUUGUCGAAGAGGACUAUACAUUUGACUCGGCUGUGGCUCAUGUUAGGAGGCUUUUAGAUAUUGUUGCAUGUACGCACUUUUUUGGGCCUUCGCAACAAUCGAAAUUGAAGAAUAAUCAGACCCAAUCUAAGGAUGGGGCAGAGGAGCAGGACAAUAGCACCUCGAGUGCGGAAGCAGACGAAUCCGCUGCUUCUGAGGGCGUCUCGGAGGCUGGCAAGGCUGCCAACGGUGUUCUGGUUGAGAUUGAUGAGAAUGCCGCUUCUGCCAGGUUGAAUCGGGAAAAGCUCAUUUUGAAAGGAAAGCCCGAGGCCAUGGCGGCUAUGGCAGCAGCCAAGGAGGCCACGGAAAGGGGUGACAUGGCUGGAAUGUGCCCUCCUUCGAAGCUUGGCCAAUUUUAUGAAUUCUUCUCCUUUUCUCACAUCACGCCCCCAAUUCAAUUUAUUCGGCGAUCGUCAAGAAGUUCAUCGGAAAACAACCUUGGAACCAAUUUCCUCGUCCUCGACGUGAGACUUUGCAAUGGGAAGCUUGUAACUGUAGCAGUUAAUGAGAAAGGUUUCUCUAGCUGCACUAAGCAGCUCUAUCAUGACCAUUCACUGGUUGUGCUUCUCCGGAGUCUCAGCAAAGCGUUUUCGAAGGCUUAUGAUGACCUUAUGAGAGCACUUCUGGAACGUAAUAGGUUUGGCAAUCUUCCUUAUGGCUUCCGAUCCAACACAUGGGUAGUUCCUCCAGUGGCAGCCGAUGCCCCUUCGGAGUUUCCUCUGCUCCCCACUGAAGAUAGUGCCUGGGGUGGUAAUGGAGGAGGUAGAGGGAAGAAUGAAUUAAGUUGUGUACGUAAUUGGGCACAAGACUUUACUACUCUUGCCACGAUGCCUUGCUCUACACCGGAGGAACGUGAGAUUAGAGACCGGAAGGCGUUUCUCUUGCAUAGUAAUUUUGUUGAUCGUGCGGUGACUGAGGCGACCAACAUUAUUGAGCAACACUACGACGGUGGCCUGCAAGAUGAAGUAUUCUCUGAAGAGAGAGGGUACAUUAAAUUUUCACUACGAAGAGAUGUUUCGGAUACAAUUAAGAAGACAGAGUUGAAGAUUGGAUCUAAUCAAUUUCCGGAAUUGGGAGAGGCGGAUUUAGCUAAGAGAAAUCUGUUGAAGGGAGUUACUGCAAACGAAAGCACCACUAUCCAUGACACUGCAUCCUUGGUGCUUGUGUUCGUUCGCCACCGGGGAUAUAUUGUACUGGCUGAAGCUGCAGGGCCUGUUCAGGAAGGUGAAGAGAAUGCAUCCACUGACGUAGAUGUUGACGAUCUGCCUGAUGGUGGGGCGAACGCAUUAAAUGUUAACAGCCUUCGCACUCUUUUGCACUGCAAAGUGAAAGGCAGUGCGCGUACGGCUGCAGACGCUGAGCAGAUCCAAAACGCACGGGACCUUGUUACCUCAAUACUUCAGAAGAGCAUGACCACUCUGGAGAGCGAAGAAGACCGAAAUCCAUCAUCCAUGCGAUGGGAGCUUGGUGCUUGCUGGGUGCAACACCUGCAGUCAGAGGCAGCAAUUUUGAAGGAGAGGAAGCAGUCGACUGCUAAAGAGAGUAAGGGAGGCGAUAGCAAGACCACUGUUAAGUCUGCAAGUGCACCACCAGAGCAAUCUCAGAGUGCAGAGGACUCUGCACAGAAAGCCGGAAAUGCAGUGCCCGAGCUUUCUGUACCAGCAGAGUUGUUGAAACACAUACCUCCUUGUGCUCGAGCUCGUCUUAACGAGUCGGCUGCAUUGCUUGCCUGCAAGUCACUAGAAGAGUUAAUGGACGGAGCCCGUCACUAUUAUGAAGACGUCGCGCUUCCAAAGUUGGUGGCCGAUUUUGGAUCCCUUGAGUUGUCUCCGGUGGACGGGCGCACCCUCACGGAUUUCAUGCACACUCGAGGUCUACAGAUGCGCUCCUUGGGGAGAGUGGCGGAACUGGCUGUUAAAUUGCCACAUGUCCAAGCUCUUUGUGUGCAUGAAAUGGUGGUUCGUGCAUACAAGCAUGUGUUGCAGGCCCUUGUGGCCGCGACGAAAUCUACAUCUGAUUUGUCAGCAAAUAUUGCCGAAGCCCUAAACUUCAUGCUUGGGUCUGCGUCAGAGGAUAGAACCUCUGCUGUUUCUCAAUGGGUGAAGAUAUUCGUGAGCAAGCGCUUUGGUUGGAAACUUGACCAAAGUCAAGCGAAUGCGGAUAUUCGAAAGUAUGCUGUUCUUCGAGGCUUGUGUCACAAGGUGGGAAUUGAAGUUGCGCCUCGUGACUACGCUUUCGAUUGCGCAACGCCUUUUAAGAAGGCCGACAUUAUCAGCAUGGUUCCAGUCUAUAAGCAGGUUGCCUGCUCUUCUGCAGACGGUAGGACACUGCUGGAAUCAUCUAAGGCAGCGCUUGAUAAGGGGAAACUGGAUGAUGCUGUGGCUUAUGGAACAAAGGCCUUAGCGAAGUUGGUGGCUGUUUGUGGACCUUAUCACCGAAUGACUGCUGGUGCAUAUAGUCUAUUGGCAGUAGUGCUAUAUCAUACAGGUGACUUUAAUCAGGCAACAAUUUAUCAACAGAAGGCGUUGGACAUUAAUGAGCGAGAACUUGGACUUGACCACCCAGAUACCAUGAAAAGUUAUGGUGAUCUGGCAGUAUUUUACUAUCGUCUUCAACACACCGAGUUGGCACUUAAAUAUGUUAAUAGAGCUCUCUACUUGCUACAUUUAAUAUGCGGUCCUUCUCACCCAAAUACUGCUGCGACAUAUAUCAAUGUAGCCAUGAUGGAAGAGGGUCUAGGAAAUAUCCAUGUGGCUCUUCGUUAUUUACAUGAGGCUCUGAAGUGCAAUCAGCGGCUUCUGGGAGCUGACCACAUUCAGACUGCUGCAAGUUACCACGCAAUUGCAAUUGCGCUUUCACUUAUGGAGGCUUACUCCCUCAGUGUUCAGCAUGAGCAAACUACCUUACAGAUUUUGCAAACUAAACUUGGAUCUGAUGACCUUCGAACACAGGAUGCAGCCGCCUGGCUAGAGUACUUCGAUUCUAAAGCGCUAGAACAGCAGGAAGCUGCCCGAAUGGGAAUGCCAAAGCCUGAUGCGUCAAUUGCUAGCAAAGGUCACCUAAGUGUCUCGGAUCUUUUGGAAUACAUCAACGAAGCUGAGCAGAAAGACAAAGAUGCCCUCAAGCGGAAGGCGCGGAAAGCUAAGCUGCAGGGAAAAGAGCCAGGUGCACCGACAGGUCUUGAUUCAGCAUCUCAAAUUGUGACUUCCGACGAGGGCUCCAUUGAGAGUGAUGUCCCAGUGACUGCAGUAGAUAUUGAACCUACAGCGGAUGCGAAGAAGUCUGUUUCACUGGAAGUUGAUUUGGAUCGUGGGCAGAUCGUGCCUUCUCCUUCACCAGCCAACGAUGCUGAAGCUCUUCGAGUUGACAGGUUAAUAACUCUAGAUGAUGAAGAAGGCUGGCAGGAAGCCGUUCCCAGGGCUAGGUCCGUAGCCAACAAGAGGAGACCCGUUCACGGGUAUUCAGGUCAAGAUUCAUCCCACAAAGGCUUAUCUAGUUAUCAUAGAUCUCGAGGUGCAGGCAAUGCUGGUGGAGGGGAUUAUAGCCGUGCUGGGAGAAGCAGCGGACCUAAGGCGAACAACUACAGCAAUGAAAAUUUGCAGGUACAUACAGGUGUUACAGGAAACUCUGAGAAACCUUCUUCGAAAGAGAUGAGUGGACCUGUGAGGAGGACACCUGCAGCCCCCUCUCAAGUUGUUCCUUCAACUAAGAUAGCUCCUGUGGUAGACACUGCGCCUGUAGUACUUGAACCUAACACCGAGAAAAAGGAAACCGAGGGUGAAAACCAUGAGGCCGUAGUGUCUCAACUUCCUGUUCGCCAGUCUUCGAUCAAGUUUUCUAAGGUAGUUCCUGGAAAAGGUUCCUUUUCCUACAAAGAGGUUGCUCUCACUUCUCCAGGAUCUAUGUUGCAACUACGCUCAGCGUUGGAGGCUUCAGCUGUUUCGGAUGCUUCACCUCAGACUGAUGUUGCACAACCUGGUUCAUCUGAAACGAAAUCGAUAGAGGCUACUUCUGUGGAUGCUUCCUCAGCAGAGGCUUCUUUGGUGGAGUCUACCGCUGAGGAAGACGUCGAUAAUAAGGACGAUGUUCCAGAGAUGAUUACUUCAUCUGCUCCCUCUAUUCCAUCAUCUGCAGAGGCGGAGGUUGAGCCGGAGGAACGUAUUAUUGAAGCCGUCGAGCCUUCACCUCCUGCUCAAUCAUUUGAUACUUCUCCUCAGGACUCAAGUGAACUUAGUGUCAAAUCGGUGUCAGAAACUCCAGAUGGAGAUGAACAGCUUGAGUACAAAACAGUCGAAGCCAUUGAAGCACAAAAGACUGUUCCCGCCACAAACCCUACUGAAAGUUGUUCUGAAGAAACUACGGACAUUUUAGAUAGAAACGAUGUGGCAUCCCCUGGAAGUGAUGAUGAUUCACCUGCUGCUGCAGCGAAGAGACUAUCAGCCGCAGCUCCACCUUUCAACCCGAAUGAUGUCAUAACGAGCAAGCCUUUGUUACAGGCCAGAGCUGUCGCUGUGACCCCAUUUAAGGAUGGCAGAAGUCCACCAGUUGGUGGUCUUUGCCCUCAGACUGCCGUUCCACCCGUUCACGUCCAGGCUACCGUGGCAGUUACUCCCAUUUGCAAGGUGCCCCAUCCAACCUUGGCACCCCUCCCUUUGUACUACGCCGAUCCGUUGCCACACAUGGGUAUCAUGCAUGGCAUGAUUCCCCACUUCAUGCCGCAUUUUCUUCCAAAUGCUCCCUUAGAUGAGGCUCAUUCCCCUCUACGUAAGGUUCCAUCUCCUACACCAACGCGACCGAAGAAGAUGAAUCCAGACGCAGAAGAGUUCAUUCCAUCGUACCUGAGAGAUCCAUCCGUGCUACCGAUUCACUCCCUGGUCACCUCAGCUGAAAAUCUCUUGGCAAUCGAUCAAGUGGAAAGACUGGAUUCUACUCCAUCCAUUGAAGCAGCAGUUGGAUCCACUACUACUGGUGAUGUUAAUGCCAAUGAAGUAGAAGUUGCUGUGCGGUCGGACGGAGUAGAUGCCAACCAACCUAUUCAAGUCCUGGACGUGGACGACAGAUCCGUAGUGGAUUCUUUACCAUCUUACACUGAAACUGAGUGCGGCACACCGGAUGUGGAAGUUAAGUGCGUCACGGUUCAAUAAUCUAUAGAUCCGUACUUGCGGAAGCACGACGACUGAGCUGACUGAGGAUGUAUAAGCCGGAGCAGCUGUACAAAUUUUUGACAGUAAGUUUUGGAGACCAGCGUAUAAGCCACUUAUAGAGAGACAAUCGGGUGGAAGUCGCUUUAUUGGGCAAUGAGUACUGUGCAAGCAAUUAUUGCAUGGUUUUCUGUCGGCACAACAUGUCUCUGUAUUAGUUAAUGCACAGUGCACAAGAAGCGAUCUUCAAUUUAUUUGACAUUUCGUAGCUAGAUGUCGAGUGAGAAAUCUGCAGUGGAAACCCGCUCCGCUAUUGCCGAAGGAGUACAUACUGGGUAAUUGGUGGGUACCAUCUAGGUCUUAGAAUCCGCCUACACUCACAGGAUGAGCAAAGCAGUGCUGAGCAUAAUAUUAGUGAGCAGUUCAGCGAAUGCACCCUUGGAUAUUGUAGCAAUGAGUUCGGCACUUUCAUCUUUGACAUUGUAGCAGUGAGUUGUUGUCGUGAUAAUAAAAUAUGGAUGUGGGUUGAUCUGCAAAUUCCAAUUCAA
This is a messenger RNA of Physcomitrium patens, 6731 nucleotides long. RefSeq names its product protein REDUCED CHLOROPLAST COVERAGE 2. The record is from RefSeq and is a predicted model, not a curated record. Gene Ontology annotation, cellular component: cytoplasm. Gene Ontology annotation, molecular function: protein binding. Gene Ontology annotation, biological process: organelle organization. Lineage: Eukaryota; Viridiplantae; Streptophyta; Bryopsida; Funariales; Funariaceae.